Penicillium psychrosexuale is the source of this 237-nucleotide messenger RNA. RefSeq lists its product as uncharacterized. Bases 1 to 237 code for a protein of 78 amino acids. The record is from RefSeq and is a predicted model, not a curated record. NCBI's taxonomy places the organism in Eukaryota, Fungi, Ascomycota, Eurotiomycetes, Eurotiales, Aspergillaceae. The transcript has a single exon.
AUGACCAAAGCGGCCGUUUACCCGUUUUCCCACUGGGUUGCGCUGUUCCGCCCCUCUGACGUCGCUGCCCCAGUCCCAAUACAGGAGAAAAGGAAAACAUGGCUUGCAGCCCGUGGCUCUCUGAUUAUCAAGGCCCAAUACGAGGUUGUUAUGGAUUCGCUUUCUGUUGGCCCGGGUGCCUUAGGCGUGGACUUAAGGACCGGUCUCUAUGUGAUACAGCUCGCAUGGCCCGGCUAA